GCAUAAGCGAUCAUCCUUUUCCGGCCUCUGCCUCAUUCUCUUUGGGAUUAGUCUCCUCUGCUUGCAUUACAGAGACACAAUGGGAGUUAGAAGUUUUAUUGUUUUUGUUUCCUUCUUCAUGUUGUUCCUUUCUUUAUCUUCAGCCUUCCCUAAACAUAAGAAACAGUAUAAACCAUGCAAACACCUAGUACUCUACUUCCAUGACAUUAUCUACAAUGGCAAGAACGCUGCCAAUGCCACAUCUGCAAUUGUAGCAGCACCUCAAGGAGCCAAUAUGACCAUCUUGGCUCCCCAAUUCCACUUCGGGAACAUUGCUGUUUUCGAUGAUCCCAUCACCCUUGACAACAAUCUGCACUCAAAGCCUGUGGGCAGGGCACAAGGCAUGUACUUCUAUGAUACAAAGAACACCUACACCGCGUGGCUUGGUUUCUCGUUUUCUUUGAACACCACAGCCUACCAAGGUAGCAUAAACUUCAUCGGAGCCGAUCCUCUUAUGAAUAAAACUAGAGAUAUAUCCAUUGUAGGUGGCACCGGAGACUUUUUCAUGCACAGGGGAGUUGCAACCAUCAUGACUGAUGCGUUUGAAGGUGAAGUAUACUUCAGGCUCCGGGUUGACAUCAACUUUUACGAGUGUUGGUAAAUUGAAUGCAUGUUUUUAAGGCUUUUAUCAGUUCCGAGUUAUGUCAAAUGUGAGAAUGGUGUUCAAAUAUGUUGGGUCUGUUUCAUUCUAGUGUGCUUAAAUUUAGUUCUGAAUUAGUCAAUCAGCAAGUAAAAGAUAAAUUUACAGUCCAUUUUGUACUUUCAUGUCCAUCAAUAAACAGAUUAACUGAUCAAGUA
Argentina anserina (silverweed cinquefoil) is the source of this 837-nucleotide messenger RNA. Its product is annotated as disease resistance response protein 206-like. Lineage: Eukaryota; Viridiplantae; Streptophyta; Magnoliopsida; Rosales; Rosaceae. The record is from RefSeq and is a predicted model, not a curated record. The transcript has a single exon. The coding region runs from base 80 to 640 and encodes 186 amino acids.